This is a messenger RNA of Alternaria viburni, 1425 nucleotides long. RefSeq lists its product as uncharacterized. The coding region runs from base 1 to 1425 and encodes 474 amino acids. Lineage: Eukaryota; Fungi; Ascomycota; Dothideomycetes; Pleosporales; Pleosporaceae. The transcript has 2 exons. The record is from RefSeq and is a predicted model, not a curated record.
AUGGUAUUAACAAUUGCUGCGACCGGCAGCCGAGCUAAUCGCAGAGACAAUCCCGUCUACAUCGAAGUGCUCAAUCCGCCACCGACCUACACAAGCGGGGACUGCGUACAAGGCCAGCUAAUCGUGGUGCCCACAUCACAACCUAAACGCAUAAGCAUAAGUCUAAAAGGCUUCUCUGCCGUUGAAGAUGCCCAUGGACGAAGCGUGCACCUUGAGUUCUAUGGACUAUCGCAAUUCCUCUACAUACACGAAAUAGCAGCCGAUGACUUCCACCUCCGCGCCAAUAAUGCGAGAGAUCCAGUCAGAGUCGAGCUGCCUUUCUCCUUCACAUUCGGAAACCAUGCUACGAUACCGCCUCCCGCUGGGGACCAAUGGAACCACCCCCGAUUCCAGCAUUCUCCUGGAUUCCCUCUACCUCCAACACUAAACGGUCCCACGCCCACAAGUCCACGGGUCGUGUACCACCUAGAAGCGUACAUGGAGUCCGAUCUACCCGGCACACCACCAGUGCGUGUCCGACAAGAAAUCACCUACAUGCCACCAGCGCCCCCCUACGACCGCUCCCUCCUGCAACCCGACCUAAACUUCGGCACCAAGCUACCCAAACACUGCAGCGCAGCGAAGCUAAUCCGGACACGCAAACUCCUCCCCAACUACGGCGAAAACUCCAGCAAGCUCGGCCGCUUCAAAGACAAACUCGCCGACAAAGAACUCCUCUUCGGCAUCGAGUCCUUUGCAGAAAUCCCCUACGCCCAAUUCAACGUCCUCGCCACUCCACCCAGCAUCCUAGUCAUCGGAUCUCCCCUCCCAGCCAUCGUAACAGUGCAACACACCAAACGCUCGGAAUCGCUGCCUUCCCUACCUGAUCUCUUCAUCCGGCGUUUAAAAGUGCAGUUAAACGCAAAGAUCAACGUCUUCCUCCCCAACGAAGCCUUCUUCAAACACCCCAGCAGAGUAACCAACCACACCGACCGCCGCACCAUCGUCCUCUGCGACCACAAAUACGAAACAGGUGACGGCGAAUCCCUCUACGACGGCCUCAACCUGCUCGACGUGGCGAACAUCGAACUCGCAAAAGACUGCAACAAUAACACCAUCGCGCCGAGCUUCACUAGCUACGGCCUAAACCUAGAAUACGAACUCCAGAUCGAGAUCACGGGGAGAUGUGCGGAUAGAGAGUGGUCCGGUAUUGCGUGUACGCAGCCUGUGCAGGUGGUUACGGAUUGGCAGGCUGCUCCAACUGAACCUCCUAAUGUAUUCGAAGCUGGGCCGGGGCCGCUGGCGUAUCAUGAAUUGGAUGCUGCGCCGAGGUUGUAUGAGAUGGCUGUUCAUACCGAGGAACCGCCGCCGUAUCACGAUGAGCCGCCGCCGUAUAACAGGAUGCUUGGUAGGACUGAUGUGGGGGGUCCGGUGGGGGCUGUUUGA